Messenger RNA from Phanerochaete carnosa HHB-10118-sp, 864 nucleotides. RefSeq lists its product as uncharacterized. NCBI's taxonomy places the organism in Eukaryota, Fungi, Basidiomycota, Agaricomycetes, Polyporales, Phanerochaetaceae. Gene Ontology annotation, cellular component: membrane. The transcript has 2 exons. The record is from RefSeq and is a predicted model, not a curated record. Bases 1 to 864 code for a protein of 287 amino acids.
AUGGAUAGGCCGAAUCGCUGGACGGCACACAAGUGGUGGCUGUUUCUGUCUGUAUGCACGGUAUUCUUAGUUGGAGUCGCUGGGUUGGUGUGCGUGCUCUUUGCAUGGUUCAGAGCCUGGGACCAUGCAGACGUCCUCUACGUUGCCAACUAUGACCUUCUGGUUCUUAUCACGCUCGCAUCUUCGCUACUUCUCUUUACCUUCAUUGUCGGCAUGACAGGCACAAUCCUCAAUUCGCGCCCCAUCCUUGCUGUGUACUCCCUCCUGCUCUGGCCCGCUUUCGUCGCCAUUCUCGCCGUCGGCUACACGUCUUACAAGCGCUACGCCUUCGCGCUCGACCGCAAGCUCAACCUCGCCUGGAGCCAGUACUACACGCCACUCGGCCGACUGACGAUCCAGGACUCGCUCUGGUGCUGCGGCUACAACAGCCCGUUGCACGAGGCGACGGCGAGCGGGCGAUGCUACGUGCGGUCAUCGCUCCCCGGGUGCAAGGGCAAGCUCCUGCGCUUCGCGCGGACGAGUCUCCGGACGAUGUGGACCGCGGCCUUCGCGCUUGUGCCGCUGCAUAUUGCGAAUAUCACUGUGUCGUUGUUGUGUACGAACCAUGUGACAAGGACGUUCGGGAAGGGGAUUAUGCCGAGGCAGUACAGGCUUAGUGGAGCGGAUGUCCAGUCGGAUGCGGAGCGGAUUCUGGGGACGAUGCAGAGCCUGGGGCCGGUCGUCCAACCGACGUCGUCCCGUGUGUCGUCGAUGGCGAGCCACCGAGAGGACAAGCAGGACCCUGCCAUGCCGGCGGAUUUUGUUCCUGCGGCGCUGCGGCCAGGUCUAGUGACUGGUUUAUCGAGACGCUACAAACACGGUUAA